This is a messenger RNA of Homo sapiens (human), 703 nucleotides long. RefSeq names its product MCTS family member 2 (gene MCTS2). The record is from RefSeq and is marked validated. Gene Ontology annotation, biological process: translation reinitiation. The transcript has a single exon. Gene Ontology annotation, molecular function: RNA binding. Gene Ontology annotation, cellular component: cytoplasm. Lineage: Eukaryota; Metazoa; Chordata; Mammalia; Primates; Hominidae. Bases 126 to 671 code for a protein of 181 amino acids.
AGCGACAACGGCUCUGACCGUCUGGCAGGCCGCGUGGCGCCCGCGCCGGCCUUCCUGCAGGGGACUCCACCGGAGCCUUGCCAAUUCCGUUUGUUUCCCUGUUGUCGCCCGCUUCACCCUGGAUCAUGUUCAAGAAGUUUGAUGAAAAGGAAAGUGUGUCCAACUGCAUCCAGUUGAAAACGUCAGUUAUUAAGGGCAUUAAGAGCCAACUGGUAGAGCAAUUUCCAGGUAUUGAACCAUGGCUUAAUCAAAUCAUGCCUAAGAAAGAUCCUGUCAAAAUAGUCCGAUGCCACGAACAUACAGAAAUCCUUACCGUAAGUGGGGAAUUAUUGUUUUUUAGACAAAGAAAGGGGCCUUUUUGUCCAACUCUAAGGUUGCUUCACAAAUACCCUUUUAUCCUGCCACACCAGCAGGUUGAUAAAGGAGCUAUCAAAUUUGUACUCAGUGGCGCAAAUAUUAUGUGUCCAGGUUUAACUUCUCCUGGAGCUAAGCUGUACCCUGCUGCAGUAGAUACGAUUGUAGCAGUCACAGCGGAAGGAAAACAGCAUGCUCUGUGUGUUGGGGUCAUGAAGAUGUCUGCAGAAGAUAUUGAGAAAGUCAACAAAGGAAUUGGCAUUGAAAAUAUCCAUUAUUUAAAUGAUGGGCUGUGGCACAUGAAGACAUAUAAAUGAGCCUCAGAAGGAAUGCAUUUGGGGGGCUAAAU